Labrus mixtus (cuckoo wrasse) is the source of this 5244-nucleotide messenger RNA. RefSeq names its product junctophilin 3a (gene jph3a). The coding region runs from base 1031 to 3631 and encodes 866 amino acids. The transcript has 5 exons. Gene Ontology annotation, cellular component: endoplasmic reticulum membrane; plasma membrane; junctional membrane complex. The record is from RefSeq and is a predicted model, not a curated record. Gene Ontology annotation, biological process: regulation of synaptic plasticity. Lineage: Eukaryota; Metazoa; Chordata; Actinopteri; Labriformes; Labridae.
UGUGUGUGUGUGUGUGUGUGAGAGAGCGUGUGGGGGAGGGGUAUUGGCUGGGGUGGAACAGUCCUGUAAUGAGCAGAUUUUAGAGAGAGAGAGAGCGAGAGAAAUAGAAAGAGAGCAAGGCCGAAAAACACGAGAGGACGGAUGACUGUGUGGAUUGAGGAUUGAGGAUAAAACAGAAACAUGGAGACGACGACGGAGAGAAGAGCAGAGGAAUAAUUUAUUUUCUGUUUUUUUUUGGUCACAUCUUCAGGAGGAGAGAGCUUCAUCUUACAUCACAGCCGAGCGCAGGGGAGGAAAUAAGAGGAGAGAUAUUCCCUCUCCGUGAUGUCUGCCGAGGUGUGUGUGCGAGGCUGAUGCUGUGUGUGUUAUGGAUGUGUGUGUCUGAGCGUUAGCUUGGGUGCUUGUUUCCAGGCCAUGCUAAGAAAAAAUAUCCCCAGCUUCUCAGAUUUUUUUUAUUAGCAUCUGAGCGCAGCAUCAUCCUGUCUCUCCCUCUCCUCCUGUCGGUGCUGCAGCGACGUUCUCACAGUCGGAUGUUUGGAUGCUGUGAUGUCUGUCUGAGCGCGCUCGCUGCUUUGAGGGCCUCCGGGACUGCUGGAGAAGCCUAGGCCUCGCUUGUCUGGAGUGCCCUGCUGCACAGCCAAGGCGACGGGCCGGCGAGCUGCCCGGCUGCGAGGCUGCGUGGGGCAGGAAGGUGGAGGAGGAAGUGGAGGAGGAGGAGGAGGAGAAACACUCUGAGCCUGCAUGCCCAUGGGAAGCAGCAUGCACAGGAGCCGCCUUCGUGAGUCCAGACCCGCUGCUGAGGAUGAGACUGCUUCUCCAUCGUGAGGUGACGCUGUUCCAGAAACAUCCGGCUGAUUCCAAGACGAGGAGCUGCUGUUCUACAUCCUAAACUGGGCGGAGAGGAGGAGGCGAGGCCUGCAGCUCCAUGCUAACGGAUCAGACGAGGCCUCCUCCCUCUGCUCCUUCUGACUGAACCGGCCUGUUCUCUCUUUUCUGACGUUCUAAGGAUUUGCCUAAACCUGUUUCAUGCAUGUCCACUGGAGGCAGGUUUGACUUUGAUGACGGGGGGUCGUACUGCGGGGGGUGGGAGCAGGGCAAGGCCCAUGGCCGAGGGGUCUGCACGGGGCCCCAGGGUCAGGGCGAGUAUGCCGGAGCUUGGAGCCACGGGUUCGAGGUCCUGGGUGUGUACACAUGGCCCAGCGGGAACAGCUACCAGGGCACCUGGGCGCAGGGCAAGAGGCACGGCAUUGGGGUGGAGAACAAGGGCCGCUGGGAGUACAGGGGGGAGUGGACACAGGGCUUCAAAGGUCGUUAUGGGCAGCUGGAGAGCACGGCCAGCGGGGCCCGAUACGAGGGGACGUGGAGCAACGGGCUGCAGGACGGAUACGGCACCGAAACCUACUCUGAUGGAGGAACGUUUCAGGGCCAAUGGCUGGCCGGGAUGCGUCAUGGUUACGGCGUUCGGCAAAGUGUCCCGUACGGCAUGGCGGCCGUCAUCCUUUUCCCUCUGCGGACAUCCAUAAACUCACUCCGCUCUGAGCACAGCCACGGCCCCCCCGCCGUGCUCGAGGACGGCUCCGCCCCCACGCCCACAGAUGGGGUGGUGGCAGGGCUGGCCGGGAGCCCGGUGGGACGGGGCGGGUUUGCUCUGACGGCUCCCAGUGAGGCGGAACGCCAGAGGAAGAGGAAAGGUCGUUUCAGACAGUCCAUCCUGAGCGGCCUGAAGCUGCGGCGCUCCGAGUCCAAAAGCUCGCUGGCCAGCCAGCUGAGUAAACAGAGCUCGUUCUGCAGCGAGGCUGGCAUGAGCACCGUCAGCUCGGCGGCAUCCGACAUUCACUCCAAUGCCAGUGAGAGCGAGCAGGGGGCCCCUGUGGACGCCACGGUCACAGAGAUGUACGCAGGCGAGUGGCGGAGCGACCAAAGGGCGGGCUGGGGCGUGAGCCGGCGCUCGGAUGGCCUGCAUUACGAAGGGGAGUGGGCGGGAAACAAGCGGCACGGAUACGGCUGCACCACGUUCCCUGACGGCACCAAAGAGGAAGGAAAAUAUAAACAGAAUGUCCUGGUGAGCGGAAAACGUAAGAACUUGAUCCCUCUGAGGGCCAGCAAGAUCCGAGAGAAGGUGGACCGAGCCGUGGAGGCGGCGGAGAAGGCCUCAGACAUCGCCAAGCAGAAAGCAGAGAUCGCCAUGUCACGGAUGAGCCACGCCCGGGGGAAGGCGGAGGCGGCUGAAGGAGUCGCUGGGAAAGCGACUGAGGAGUGUCGACUCGCCCGGAUUGCCGCCAAAGAGCUCUCUCCCUCUUUCCAUAUCUACGGGAACGGUCUGGAGUGUCAGAGGCCCAAACACCAGGACGCCAAGGACAAAGACCAUGAGGUGAUCUCCACGGGAACAGACAGUCCGGAGCUGUGCACGCCGGACACCACACCCCCUGUCAUAUCACCUGACCUCAGCCCCGUGCUGAGCGUGCCCACCUCACCCCCCCACACCCCUCAAAAACACGCCCACCGCCCCCGAAACGCCUGCUUUAUGCGCCAGAGCGCCGUGGAUGAUCAAGGUGGGGCAGAGAUCCAAGUGCUGGUGGAGGGGAGGGGUGUGGACAUGCCUAGGGGCGGGGCCAACAACUGGAGCGAUGACGUGUACCCGGACCGAGGGGGCAGCAGCCGCUCCACCACGCCCUCCUUGCUAGAGGAGCACGAGAGUCAGAUCAACGGGCAUGAGCAGGCGCCGCUGUCCAACCACAAACCUCGGGACAAACCCUCGUCCAAUCACAAGUCCUCGUACAGAUCAUGGGAACACUCCCUGUCCAACCAAAAGCCCUCCAAGCACGCCUCGUCUAAUCACAAGUCAAGGGAGUACUCGUCGUCCAAUCACAAAACAUGGGAUCAUUCCUCCUCCAAUCACAAGGCCUGCGAGCACGCCUCGUCCAACUACAAGCCGCAGGUUCAUAUUUUAUCGAAUCACAAGGCCCCGGACCACACAACGUCCAAUCACAAGACUUCUGAGCAUGCUUCCUCCAAUCACAAGUCCCAUGAUUAUAUCUCGUCCAAUCACAGCGCAAAGGAGCUCGUCUCCUCGAGUUACAAACCCCGAGAGCAUGUCUACUCCAACCACCACCCGAAGCAGCACAACGCCCCCAACCACAAGCUGAGCGAGCACGCUGGACCCGGCCCCCGGCUGGACGGCCUCCCCGGGGGCUGGACCGCCGAGAGCACCUUGAGGUGGAGCCCCACCCACUCCCGCCUCACGGAGCAGGACGAUGAGCGGAUGAACGACUACACGGUCGACAUGAGGCUUCAGAGUGCGGACUCGCAGACGACUCGGGGGAGGGGCCACGAGUCCCCGCCCCCUAAGAACAACCGGCUGCGGACCCGAGGCCUGCGGCCGGUCAGGGAGGGGUCCAUGGACUCUGUACAGAUGCUGGACAACCUGAAUGUGGGGGCGGAGCUAGAGGAGUGGCCUCUGCACAGGGACCUGACCCUCUCACCCCCCCUCAAGUCUCCGCCCAUCACUCUGGAGCAGGACGGGGAAAAUCUCCCCCUCAAAUCAAACUCAGGCUCCAGCUCUAUUCUGGUGGUUAUGGUCAUUUUACUCAAUAUUGGAGUAGCCAUUCUUUUCAUUCACUUCUUUAUUUAAGCUUAUACAGGUAUGAUCUAUAAGACUUAUUGAUAACUACGGUAUAUUAAAUUAUUAUUGUUACGUACUGAGACGGACAUGGAGCCCGCAGCCGAGCGACAGACACAGCAGAGCCUUUUAUCGUUGCUACGUAUUCGUCUUCUCACUUCUGUUCGAGCACUUUCCUUUUUCAAAUGCUUAUUUUCAGCUUGCCACCACAGAAGAAGAAAGUGGAGUGUGCCGCUCUGAAGAGGGCGGAGUCUCAGGACACAUCUGCAUGUGCGUGCAGCGGCUCCUCCUGGAGAUGGCACAAGGCGGUUCUUCCUAUUUUUCCAUCAUUUUAGACGAGAUUAUAUAAAACAAACUUUGUUUCCUGCUAACAUGCUAACGUAUAGCAUGGUGCACACACUCCAUCCUGAACCCUUUAGCCUUUGAACCAUUUUCCAUGUUAGCCCCUCCCUCCAGUCUCCACCCUUAUCGGCACUAUGCGCUACAUACAGAACUAUGCUGCAGAGUAGAUCCAUUUUAAAGGGCUCCGUCAUGAUUCUUUCGUUUCCCACAAAGAACUUCACAGACACACACAACGAUUGCAUGAGGCUGUGUGGGCUUUAAAACGACGUUUUUAACCCUUUAACAUCACCGUUAAUCCUCUGAUCAUCACUUCCUGUCGCCCGGCGCUGAAGUGGAGAUCAGCGCCGCCAUCAAAUCAAAUCAUCCAAUCAAACUUUGAACCAAACGUCAGCGGCCGGCCGACACACACACACACACACACAGGCACACACAGAGGAGUGUGACCUUUGAGGAAGUUAUUUAGUGAACACACACACAAACACACACACAUUCGCACGCUAAAACUCACACACACACACACAUGUACCUGCUGACACAGUGAGGAGGAUAAGCCCCGCCCCCUUUGUACAGCCUGAGACUGUUAUGUUAUAACACUGAUUCUAAUAUAUACGUGUAUGUGUCAUUAUUAUUAUUAUUAUUAUUAUUACAGUUUGUUACUUUCUGCAGUUUGCAAACAGAGAGAAUGCAGAGUGCCUCGUAUCUAUUCAUUUUAAGUCGCUUUAAGCCCCGCCCCCCACACGUGGGCCGAGAGGAGACAACUGACCUUCAUCAAUAAGAAAGAUGACCUCCCACCCUCCUCACCCACCCACAGACCCCCCCCCUCCCCCUCCCCCUCCCCUCCCCUCACCCUGAAAUGGCAUGCACUGUUUUGUCUCUCUCCCCCUUUUCUCCCCCUUUUGGACCAGUCAAAAAGGGAAAAACGGGGUUUCUACGGUGUCAUUUCCAGACACGUUUUGGGCCGGAUGAGAUUUUUUUCAGCAUGUUUGUUCAGCCUGCUCAAUCUGGUGUCAGUUUGUGAGUUUCUCCCUCUCGUCUCUUUAAUCCAGCAACACAAGGCGACGUGAGACGAGGAGAGCGGUGUAAAAUAAACGCUAGCUUCUAACUCUCCGUGGGUUUAUGAAUGAUCAAAAGAAACUCUGCUACUGUAUGUUUUAUACUUCGCACCCAGUGGCAUCAUCAUGUUGUGACAUCAUUGCAUGCCCGAGCAUGCUCUUUCUUACUCUUUGGUUUAUGAGGUUGUUUCCAAGUUAAUGUGGAGAAAAUAAUGAAAUGUUUGAAAUUAA